AACUCAAGUCGCAUUAGUUAUCCCUAGUUGUGAAUAUUUUGUUUGUUUUGCAAAACAAAAAGAAUUAUAAAUAAAAACCUGGCUAACUUAAGUGCGUGUUCGGUGUGUUUUGUUUAUAUGCCCUUGUGGCAGAAAAUUAAAUAAUAUAAAAUGAGUGUUAUGGUGGAAGAAUUACAAAUUUGAUUUUAUUGCUCAUCGAAGGUGUGUUAGUUGUGUGGGUGUUAUGAAUAAGUUAGAAGAAUUAAAUUUGUGAAGCAACCUCUCUGGAAUAAACAUAGAACUACUGCCGGUUAUUGAGAGCCACUUACACUCUCAUCAAUGUUGUGACUGAAGAAACAAAACACACCGAGCGAACCAUAUCAGUUGUAUAAGUGAGCACGACCGUAAGAUAGUCUCCCAUUCCGCAGUUAACGGUCAUUGUAAACACAUCUCGCCCAACACUUUGUCGGUCACCGGUUAAUUUAUUCGUGGCUACGUUUUAAAGUUUUAUGCCGCGUUUUAACGGAACGGGUUUGUUGCUUGCCAGUGGUGAUCAUCGUCGUCGUCGACAAAUAAUUCGUCCAAAAUUACGCCACUAUCGACGCGAAGAAGUCUUUUUAAACGUAACAUAAUGGGUCUACGUUUCCAGCAACUCAAGAAGCUAUGGCUAUUGUAUCUCUUCCUGUUGUUUUUCGCCUUCUUCAUGUUUGCCUUCAGCAUCAACUUGUAUGUGACGAGUAUGCAGUCGAUUAACCAGGAACAGUUACAGCCGAAGCCACCGCCAAAAAGACGUUCUGUUUGGCCCAUAAAAAAUGUUGUGGCGCACUAUAUAGGCAAAGGUGAUAUAUUUGGCAAUAUGACCGCUGACGACUACAACAUUAAUCUCUUCAAUCCGAUAUCUGGCGAAGGUGCCGAAGGUCGACCAGUAAUUAUACCGUCGAGGGAUCGUUUCCGCAUGCAACGUUUCUUCAGGCUGAAUAGCUUCAACGUCUUGGCCAGUGACCGAAUACCAUUGAAUCGGACACUUAAAGAUUACCGAACAAAAGAAUGCCGCGAUGAAACAUAUAAUAUGGACGAGAUGCCAACGGCAUCAGUAAUAAUAGUAUUCCACAAUGAAGCUUGGUCAGUGCUGCUGCGAACAAUAACAAGUGUUAUCAAUCGUACACCGCGAAGAGUUCUGAAGGAAAUUAUUUUGGUUGAUGAUGCUAGCGACAGAAGUUAUUUGAAAAAGCAAUUGGAAAGUUAUGUUAAAGUAUUGUCGGUACCGACGCGCAUUUAUCGCAUGGCCGAACGUGGAGGACUUGUGCCAGCCCGAUUGAUGGGUGCCAAACAUGCUCGCGGUGAUGUCCUCACCUUCCUCGAUGCACACUGUGAAUGUUCGAGAGGUUGGAUAGAACCGUUAUUGCAUCGCAUAAAAGAAUCACGUACCACCGUUAUUUGUCCCGUUAUCGACAUUAUAUCCGAUGACAAUUUUAGUUAUACCAAAACCUUUGAAAAUCACUGGGGUGCAUUCAAUUGGCAGUUGAGUUUUCGUUGGUUUGCCACGGAUCGUCCUUCGCUGAGGAAACAUCCCACCAAGCCCAUAAUGACACCUGGCAUGGCGGGUGGUCUAUUUGCCAUAGAUCGUAAAUACUUUUACGAAGUUGGAGCCUACGAUGAAGAAAUGAAGAUUUGGGGUGGUGAAAAUGUGGAAAUGUCCUUCCGCAUAUGGCAAUGUGGUGGCAGCAUUGAAAUUAGUCCCUGCUCCCAUGUGGGUCAUGUAUUCCGUAGCAGUACCCCAUACACUUUCCCCGGUGGCAUGAGUGAAGUUCUGGGACAAAACUUAGCCCGUGCUGCUAUGGUCUGGAUGGAUGAAUGGCAAUAUUUUACUCUGCUUUAUACCGAUGGUCUUUCCAUGGCUACGCGCCAAAAAGUCGAUGUCACCAAACGCCUGGCUUUAAGAGAAAAACUCCAGUGUAAACCAUUCUCAUGGUAUUUAAACACUGUAUGGCCAGAUCAUUUCUUCCCCGCUCCCGAUCGAUUCUUUGGCAAAAUCAUUUGGCUAGAUGGCGAAACUGAAUGUGCUCAGGCAUUCUCGAAGUACAUGAAAAAUAUCCCCGGUCGCCGGAUUUCUCGUGAAUGGCCACGGGUAUUUGACGAGAUUGAAAAUAAUGCCGAAGAAUUUAUGUCACUCAUCGAUUUGGAUAGAGAUAAGUGUUUGAGGCCGGCUAAAGAAGAUGCUCCCCGCCAAACGGCACAGCCGGUAACAGUCGGUGACUGCAAUGCACAUUCGCAAACAAUGGAUAUUUUUGUAAUAACACCAACGGGCAAGAUAAUGACAAACAAUAAUGUUUGUUUGACAUAUAGCGAGCCGAAACAGAGCACAAUAAAGAUGUUGAAGAAUCGUAAUGCAACCACAUCGAAUGUCCAGUUGGCAUUGUGUGCACAUGAUUCACGUCAAUUAUGGGAUUACGAUAUGGAUACUCAACAUAUCACUCACAGAGAAAACAAAUUAUGCCUAACACUGAAAUCUGCUCAGUCAGCACGAACCCACAAAUCCGAAAAGGUUGUAUUGGCCAUCGAAUGUGAUUUUAAGGACAUAACCCAAAAAUGGGGUCUUAUACCACUGCCAUGGAAAAUGUAAGAACCUCAAUGGGUGGAAACAGAAAAUAGAAACUAAACCUUUGUAAAUAAGUAUAGAUGCAAAUGAAUUUUAGAAACAAAUGCAAUUAAUUAUUGUGCAAUUAGAGAAUAGAUACUUUUUAUAUUUUUAAGUAAUACCAUUAUCCCACAACACUUAUUCAAAUUUUGAAACACCGACGAAUACUAAAUGUGAUAUUUUUUAAUUUGAAUUUUUUACAUAAAUAGAAUGUACUAAACAAUGUGAAUGAUUGAUCGAAAAUUUAAAUCAUCUGUCAAAAAAGGCAAUUUCAUAAAAUUAGUGAAUAAUUUCCACCGUCGUCGUACUUAUGUGAAUACGAAAAAGUAAAAAAUUAAAUAAACAAGUAGAAAAAAAUAAUCAAUACAAUAACUAAUUUUAAUAAAAAUAUCAAAAGUUUUUAACAAACAACAUUUUCAAUUAUUUACAAAAAAAUAUCCUUUUAACAACGAUAAAUAAAUUAUCACAAUCAAUCAAUUCUAGUUCCUCUAUAACAAACGUGAAUCCAUAUAUUAUUUAUUGCAAUCAUUUAAUUUUUAAAUCUAACACGUGGGCUUAGAAAUCUGGACGAUUUAUUUCCUUUCAGUUAAUUUUCUCAGCUUAUGUGUUCGGACUACAUUCUUAUUAGUUAAUCAGGAACUUUUCAUGAAUGUUGUUCAGAUUAUAAAUUUGAAGAAAUCGCUUGAAAUUGUCUUUUUCCUUAAAAAAUGCCCAUCUGAAAAUUGCUUAGUUUUAAUAUUAAUUCAAACUAUUUUUAGUAAAUAGUUUUUUUAUACUAUUCGAAACUAUGUAAUAAAAAUUCCUUUUAAGUAUAACAUCCUAAACUUAAGUUGUAUUUUAUAAUUUAAUAAAUAAAAAGUCUAAUGAACUCAAUAA
Musca domestica (house fly) is the source of this 3493-nucleotide messenger RNA. Its product is annotated as polypeptide N-acetylgalactosaminyltransferase 3-like. The record is from RefSeq and is a predicted model, not a curated record. The transcript has 8 exons. NCBI's taxonomy places the organism in Eukaryota, Metazoa, Arthropoda, Insecta, Diptera, Muscidae. The coding region runs from base 611 to 2602 and encodes 663 amino acids. Gene Ontology annotation, cellular component: Golgi apparatus.